Messenger RNA from Chroicocephalus ridibundus (black-headed gull), 7007 nucleotides. RefSeq names its product centrosomal protein 85 like (gene CEP85L). Bases 306 to 2663 code for a protein of 785 amino acids. Gene Ontology annotation, cellular component: centrosome. The record is from RefSeq and is a predicted model, not a curated record. The transcript is spliced from 13 exons. Lineage: Eukaryota; Metazoa; Chordata; Aves; Charadriiformes; Laridae.
CUCCGGAGAGGCAGGCGGCGGCGGCGGCGGCGGCAGCAGCGCAAUAGAGCAAGUUUUGUCUCCGGCGAGGGGGCGGCGAGGUCCCACCGCUCUCCGCGGUUGCGGCCCGGCACCAUGGCUGCGGCGCCCCUGGGGCAGGCAGCAGCCCCCUCCGCCGCCGCGGCGGCAGCUCCCCGCUAAACCUCCCCCCGGCCGCCUCUCCCGGCCAUCCGGGCCGCGGCCGCCCGCCGGAGAGCGCGUAGCUCCGCGCGGCCGCUGCCGGAGAGCGGCGGGUACCCCCCCACCCUAAGACACGGCCCGGCACCAUGUGGGGCGGGCUGCACCCCCAGCUCGGCUUCCGCGGCUACAAGGCGGGCUCAGAUUAUUCCUCAGUGGGAUGGUUACCUGGUACUGAAUCCCUGUGGCAGUCCACAACCAUUUCAUCAAGCAGUCAGAGCAAUCCUGUCAGAAGACACAGUAUAGCUUCCGACAGCGGGGACACUGGGAUUGGUACCUCCUGUUCUGAUAGUGUGGAAGAUCAUUCAACUUCAAGUGGUACAUCCUCGUUUAAGCCCAGCCGUUCACUGGUUUCUAUUCCCACUGCCCAUGUGAUGCCGUCUAAUGCCAGCUCUUCACUUUCCAAACACAGGGAAGCUUUCAAGUCUGAUGGCUCAAAAUGGAGUACAAGCUUUGUACGGUCAGGAGGAGGCAGAAAUCAGGGUGCCCUGGACAAUUCUCUUGACAUGAAAGAUGCAAGACCUGUCAGAAAAUGGUCCUCCUUGUCUAAACUCAGCUCACCAAAUACCUUCAGCCAAGAUGGUAGUAGUCAUUCAGUGGACUCCAGGGCUAGUACAGAUAAAGCUGUGUCACCACAAUUAAGGAGAAAUGGGCCAAGUUGUUUGCAUGAUAGCAUGGAGCUGCUAAAAAUUGACGACAAAGAAAUGGGGAAAAAACGAUCUUCUCUACUGGACUGCAAAUACAAAUUUGAAACGUGCAGCAAAGAUGAUUUUGUUUCAGAUUCCUCAAGCAGGAGACAUGCCUUAGACUUGACCUAUAGUGCCUUACCUGAAAGCAAACCUACGGCAGCCACUUGUGAAGCUUUCGGUCAGAGAUACGCAACUCUGGGACAGCAGGCUGUGAGCGGAGCUCCCAUACAGCCAGCAGUGAGGACUCAAAUGUGGCUUAAAGAACAGUUACGUGCAAAUCCCCUGGACUGCAGGACUGCUGAGGAGCCCUACGGCGUAGCUGCAUGGCAUGUGCAGCAGCUCGAAGAUUUUAGAACGGGAGGUGAACAACCUGUGCAGGUUCCAACUGGAACAUCUCGUCAAAGUUACCCAGCUACCAGCUAUCAGGACUUCAGCAACUGGGAAUCCCUAAUGAAAAUUAAAGAGGGGCUGCUAAGACAGAAAGAGAUUGUGAUCGAUCGGCAAAAGCAGCAAAUUAACAAUUUACAUCAGAAGAUAAGGGAGAAUGAAUUACGAGCUCAACAUGCAAGACUGAGCCAUCUUGUGAACUGCGAAGAACCUUACAUGACUAAUUUGCCGCAACCACAGUAUGAGGGCGCAUCACUACAACCUCACGUUUCAGAAAGAUCAACAUCCCACCUUGAGGAGCUUGAGCGAAAGAUUGCAGCAGCCGAGAAUAAGGAAUUGCAACUCAGUGAAUUUGUAAAACAAAUUUCAAACAAAUCUAGUGAGGAGAAAAAGAAGAUGGAGGAGAAACUUAAAACUAGAGACCGAUAUAUUAAUAGCCUGAAAAAGAAAUACCAGAAAGAGUCUGAGCAAAACAAAGAAAAACAAAGACGAAUUGAAACCUUAGAAAAAUAUCUGGCUGACCUACCAACGCUGGAUGAUGUAGAAGGGCAGACUAAACAGCUGCAAAUUCUAGAGGAGAAGAACAAGCAACUUCAAGAAACUAUGACUGAGUUAGAAAAGAAGCUCGGAGAGGCCCGAUCGCAGUGCAGAGAAAGAGAGUUGCAACUGGUGUGUCAGAAGAAAAAGGAAAAAGAGCUGGUCACAACAGUACAGAGUUUACAACAGAAAGUAGAAAAAUGCCUGGAAGAUGGUAUUCGCCUUCCCAUGCUGGACACAAAACAGCUUCAGAGCGAGAAUGAAUGUCUCAAAGAAAAGAAUGAGAAAGCCAGUAAGGUCAUAGACAAUCAACAAAAUCAGAUAGCUGGACUGAUUUUAGACAUGCAGUCUAUGCAAGAGAAGCUUUUGCAAGAAAAGCUGCUAGUUCAGAAGAUGACAAAUGAACUUGAAGAAAAAGAAAGGAAUAUAGAGCAGUUAAAUAAAACUCUCUCUGAAAACCAAAGACUGAUGGAAGAGAAUGCCUCCCUGAAGGAGCAGAUGCGGCAGGUGGAGCAGUCCAGGCAACCAGUAUCUGAGAAGAUGCCUAUAGCAGACCAGUUGUUCAAGGAGAUGUCCCAUUGCUUGUUUGACUUGAAAGCACUGUGCAGUAUUCUUACCCAGAGAGCUCAGGGCAAGGAGCCUAACCUUUCCUUACUACUGGGAAUCAGAUCGCUGAGCUGUUCAGCUGAAGAGAAUGAAAAUUACCACAGCACAGAAACCCUUUCGAAGAAGCUCUCGGACGUUUGUCAGUUACGAAAGGAUAUUGAUGAAUUAAGGACUAUAAUGUCAGACCGUUAUGCUCAGGACAUGGGGGACAAUUGCAUUACUCAAUGACAACAUUUCAUCUAGUCGCAAAUGACUUAUUAAAUGCUGCUGUGUCACAGGUCUUUGCAUUUCUAUUAAGGAGCCAUAUUGGAAGACUGCAAAUAGUGCCGCAGGUGCGUCUCUCUGAGGAUUGUGAAUAUUUGAUCUCGGGAGUCUGGUGGGUAGGGGAGAGUCAUCGUUUGAGCAGUGGUACAAACUACAAGAAAUCUUUUCUCCAAACUACUGAAUGUAGGAACAAGCUGUGAAGAAUGAUUCAGUUGGAUACUCUGUUUCCUUCAUUAGGGCUCAUUUUAUUACUUCACCUGGUUUCUGGAAUAAGAGCAUCAAAACAGCCGUGCUGCCACUACUUGGUCUUUUCCUUCGUCAAGGGUUUGUGUGGAGUUAUCUGUGCUCUGAAAUUAGAGCAGAGGGUCAAAGGACCUGUAGUUCUGUGUGGUGAAGCCAGAGGCUUCUGCAACCGUACUUCACUUCAGGAAUUGCAAUUAGAACAAUCUCAGAGCAGUACAAAAAGGAGUUGCUUUUCAAGUUGCCUGAAAAAUUUGAUACAGGAAAGAUGUAUUUUAGUAAUGGAUGUCUAGCUUGUUUCCUCAGUAGCAGAAGACCACUAAGUUUUAACUCCUUUAUGCAGAUGAAGUCCAUAAAAUGUAGUGCUAUCAAACUGUUUUAAGCACUCUGACUUAGCUGUAAGAAAUUUCAAUUAUAUGAAGUCUGUGACAAACCCAGAGAAGCUGGAAGGCAUGAAACUGCAGCAUGGUAUGUGGCUGUCAGGAAAAAAAAAAUAGACUGUAUUUUAAUGUUUGUACCAUACUUAUUUUUCCUUUAGGUCAUCUCCGUUUUAAAACGUGUCUGGUCUGUAUUCAGUCCCUGAAGGCCUCUGAUGAGGUUGUGAACCACCUCAACCAUUUCUUACCACAGCUACAAAACGGGUGUUUCGCACUUGGCAAAAAUCAGGGCUCAGGACAGAAUGUUUCCACUUAGCAGUAUUAAGUACUCGGUUAUCUGAGGACUGCAAAAUUUUCCACAUUGUUUGGGAAUUCCUGAUUUCUCCAUUUAUGUAGGAAGCAAUUACAUUAAAAAAUUAAGAUCAUGUUCCAUAGUUUAUUUAGUGAGUGUCGCUUGGCAGUGCUGUUUCACUCCCGUGGGACAGAUGACAUAUUAACGCUUCCAAUUUCCUGGAACGUUACUGCAAGUUAGCUGCACAGUUAUGCAUGGUGUAAAACAGUAUUUAACUGAAGGAAACAAAAAACUGCAAAGAUCAAAACCACUCUGCAGUCACACUGUUAAGAAAACAUAUGAGCAUCAGUUACAUAUAUGGUAUUAAAAGAAAGUUUCAAAUGACUACGGUGCGAGUCAAUCAAUUGACCCGUGGUGUGGAUAACAGCAGAAAUCUCUUAGAAAGCUUAGCAGUUAGAACCAAGUAAAUUCUAGGGUAACAUUUUUAUGGCAAAACUGUUAGUAUCUUCAGUUUUCUGAUUAUAUUUAUGUUAAUAGAAAAAAAAAAGGUAUAGCAAUGUAGACUGGUUACCAGUUUUAACUUGGUGAUGUUUUGCUUUCAGUUCAUUGUUAAACAGUUACCGCUAAUGUUGUUUUUAUAAUUUAGUGAUUUAUUUUUUUUUAGCUAUGUGGACUUAUUUAUUUUACAGUUUUCUCUAUCCUGAACCUACACAUGGACUAAUUUGUGAAAAACAGUGUUGCUAUUUAUAUUAUUGCUACAUGGUGUUUUCAGAUAGAUUAAUCUGACUGGUUCAGCUCCUGUGAGCGCUAAAACAGUGUUCAGAUGAAAUCUCAAGUGGAAUUGCCUAGUGUCUCUACUUCAAGGUAAAAACGGAGGCCGUUUUAUUCUAAAUUUCUAUGCUCUUUCUGUAGGUUUGAAGGUGUACUUUUAUACUAGUGCAAAACUGAAAACAAGGAUCUUGACACCAAUGGGCUUGCAGAGUUUCCUGUGCCUCUAACAGUGUUGGCUUUAGUGAUUAGAGCCUCAGCUCGUACCUUUGGUGUAGUUUGUUGGUUUUGGCCCUGCAGUGAAGUAAUAGUCUCCGGUUUAUGGCAUCUGUCUCAUAUCAGAAUUCAACAAUAGCAUUUCAGAUAAUAAACCAGAAGUAUUAGGGAGAGGGGAAACACCUAAGUCGUAUGUUAUUAUUUCCUUAGAUGGAAAUGUUGUACCUAUAAAGAAUAACCAAGCAACACAUUUUUCUGAAUUUGGUGGAAAUAACAAGGAGUUUAAUAGAGCAAUUAGAGAGGAGCAGGAGAUUUUUUGAGUCACUUUGAACUAUUAAGCUGGUCACUUGGCUGGUGUGCCUCCACUGUCCCUCCUGUUAAAUGGUGAUACUGCACUGCAGAGUUGAGAUCAGUAAUUGAUAUUUGCAAAGCACUUCAGGAGCUUUUAUGCUCCUCAAGUAUUAGUUGAAAGUCUCUCAGGAAGGACGUUCCAUUUUAUUUGUAAUACUUUGAUUGCAGUGCUGUAAUCUUGUAAUAUUUUUAUUACAGAACCUGUAAUAUUUAUAUUGACUUUAAAGCACUUGAUUUUAAAAACCCCUGAGUUUAUCUGCCUCAGUCAAAUUAAAGUAGGGAGGUAAAUGAUGGAUGUAUGAGCCAAAGAUGCAGACUACCAAUUGACUAUCUGUAGUGAUACAGUAUUUUGCUUUGAUUUCUUAAAAUUUGGCCUGUUGUAGUAGUAGCAAUUACUAUAUAUGCAUCAGUUUACGGAUGCCUCUAAAUGGAAUAAGCUUUGUCUAAGAUAUGCAUGAUUGUUUAAUUGGUUAAAAUGUAGUGUGUGUGGUCUCAUUCAGCAUAUUUAAUACAGAGUUGAUUAAUGAAUGUUAACAUUGGAAUUGCUUAGAUUUAGUCAUGACAACUUUUUGCUGUAGCUGUUAGACAAUCUCAAGGGCUGAAAAACGACCGCUGAUGAAUGGAUACUGUACCGUUCUGGCUGUCAGCAAAUCUGUACAGUAAUUUUUUGUAUAGUUUCAGAUUGAAUUUAUACAAUCCUUUAGAAAAUAUCUACAGUAACUACUGUAUUCAAGAAUGUAUUUUGAAAAAGACUUGGAAAGUAACUGUCUUCAGACAAGCUAUAAAUGAUGCUAUGUAUUUACUAUAUAGAAUUGACGCAGCUCAGUUAUGUACAUGUGAUUUAGGUUGCUCGCCUCCGCUGUGCAGCUUUGUAGUGUGAUAUUUGUGUGAAAUUGUGGAGAUUGCUGUAACCACCCACCCGGGCUCCAGCAUUUGAAACUGCCGGUGGCCGUGAAGUCAUUGCAAGAGCUGAAAUUUUGUCCUUUUCACUUGAAAAGGUUUCCCUGCUUCCUUUGUCCUCGCUGCCCGCCUUUUGUUUCAGAUGGUUUUUUGGAUGCUUUUCUUGCAGGGUGAUAGCACAAGGAAAGAAAGAAAGCAAGCAAACCCCUUCCUCCACAACCCGCUGCCCUAGCACGGGCGGCGACGGCGCACUGCAGUCUCUCCACGUGGAUGUAGUUUGCUCCAGUUUUCCUUGUCCUUAUCACUGAUGUUACGCAGGUGGAGUUGGAGGUAUAAUUGGGCUCUUCUCCUUGACGUGACGAGUUCUGUCAUGAGUGAGGGAAAAGAUGUUCUGAACUAAUCUGCAUUCUUAGACUGCAAACCAAUCAAAGGUUGUUAUCAAUAGGGAUGGUUCAUUCUGGUAGCUCAUUAGCAAUAUUAAUUCCACAGCUGCAUACCUUUGUGCCUUUUUUUGCCUGAAGUAAGUGUAUAUUCCCUUGAACUUUAGAUAAGUUGUUAGGAUGCUGACAACUGCACCUUGUUUUCCUCUUACCUGCCAAUAUUUUGUUUAUAAGCUUUUGUAGUAAGAACUGUGCAUAAUGUUAGAAACAGAAGUACUUAAACUAGGUACUAGGCGUACACGUGGAAUGUUAGGCUGGUCGUAGUAUGCAGCUUUUUUGAAUAUGAAGCGUGAACAGGAAACUCAAAUCAUAACGUGUUUGUUUUGUGUAUAUUAAUUACAGUAUAUCAUUGGUUCAGUGGGGAGGAGUGUCUGGAGCUAUCUUUUAAAAGCACAGCUGACAUAUGUACUGGAUCAGUCCCUGAAGACUGGUAGUUUUGUAAAUUGGGUUCAAUUUUUGAACCGCUCAGAAUACCUCAUAUGUAAAUAGAGUUGUCAUGACUUAAUCACAAUGUGUUCAUUGUAAAAAGUAAAGGAGCCACUGGCUGGCUCAGCUUUGGGCUUGUUGUUCUUGCCUCUUUUUGUAAUUUUUUUUAAAGUAGGGUUUACAGCUAGAAUUUUGAAUGCCAAAGUUCUAUUUAUUAAAUAAUAAUAAAAAUUUUCAUUGUUAAUGACUGGUAUUUUUCCACUGGAAUUUGUUUGUUGAUGUUUGGGAUUUGUAUCCA